ACCGGCACCCACUUCUCGCUCCGUGCGCACAGCGGCUGUCUGCGCCGUGCAGUGAGUGGAGGAGGGAGAGGAGGAGGAGAAGAAGGAACAGGGGCAGCGGAGGCGCUCGUGCCUCCGCGGGUGCGGGCAGUGCGCGGGCGGGCGCGCAGUCCCCAUGCCAGGCGGGCGCUCGCCGCCCGCAGCCCAGCCCCCGCCUGGGAGAACCCCGGCAGCGCUCCGCCGCUCGGGCACCGCCGGCCCUUGGGAUUAAAGCACUCAGUGCGCCGGGCAGCCGAGGGAGAGGGGCUGCAGGUACCUAUUAUGCCAUUUAUUUGGUGAAGACUGCUCAGCAGUGGUGACCUCUCCCAAUCAACUACUCCAUAAAUUAUUAUCUCUGGACUCCCAGCUGACACCCUGCCGGAGGCAAGAGCUGCAGAGACAACUGGAAUUGUGCCCAUUCUCAUCAAGGUUUUUUCUUACACGGGAGGAAAAAAAAAAAGAUGAAGUUGGGCAAAGUGGAGUUCUGCCAUUUGUUGCAGAUAAUAGCUCUUUUCCUGUGUCUUUCUGGGAUGAAUCAAGCUGAACCCUCGAGGUCCAAGUCAAAGCCCUACUUUCAGUCUGGGAGGACAAGAACCAAACGCAGCUGGGUGUGGAAUCAGUUCUUUGUGCUGGAAGAAUACAUGGGCUCAGACCCACUCUAUGUAGGAAAGCUUCACUCUGAUGUUGAUAAAGGAGAUGGUUCCAUCAAAUACAUCUUGUCAGGCGAAGGGGCAAGUUCCAUUUUUAUUAUUGAUGAGAACACAGGGGAUAUUCACGCUACAAAGAGGCUGGAUCGAGAAGAGCAGGCCUACUACACGCUCCGAGCACAAGCACUAGAUAGGCUGACUAAUAAACCCGUGGAACCAGAAUCUGAGUUCGUCAUUAAGAUUCAGGACAUCAAUGACAAUGAGCCAAAAUUUCUGGAUGGUCCUUACACUGCUGGAGUUCCUGAGAUGUCUCCUGUGGGUACCUCUGUGGUUCAAGUGACAGCCACUGAUGCUGAUGAUCCUACUUAUGGCAAUAGUGCCCGAGUGGUUUACAGCAUAUUACAAGGACAACCUUACUUUUCUGUGGAACCAAAGACAGGUAUUAUCAAAACUGCCCUUCCAAAUAUGGAUAGAGAAGCCAAGGACCAAUAUCUGCUAGUUAUUCAAGCAAAGGACAUGGUUGGGCAAAAUGGUGGUUUAUCAGGAACAACAUCAGUAACUGUCACUCUGACUGAUGUUAAUGACAACCCACCCCGCUUCCCACGACGAUCAUAUCAGUAUAAUGUCCCAGAAUCUUUACCUGUGGCAUCUGUAGUGGCCAGAAUAAAAGCUGCCGAUGCAGAUGUGGGACCCAAUGCUGAAAUGGAGUAUAAGAUUGUAGAUGGUGAUGGUUUGGGAGUAUUCAAAAUUUCUGUAGACAAAGACACCCAGGAGGGAAUCAUCACAAUUCAGAAGGAGUUGGAUUUUGAAGCUAAAACAAGCUAUACCCUGAGGAUAGAAGCAGCCAAUAUACAUGUUGAUCCUCGCUUCCUAAGUCUUGGGCCCUUCAGCGACAUGACAACAGUGAAGAUAAUCGUAGAAGAUGUUGAUGAGCCACCUGUGUUUACGUCACGUUUAUACUCCAUGGUGGUGUCUGAAGCAGCGAAAGUCGGCACUAUCAUUGGAACUGUUGCUGCCCAUGAUCCAGAUGUCUCAAAUAGUCCAGUCAGGUACUCAAUAGAUCGAAACACAGACCUCGAGAGGUAUUUCAAUAUUGAUGCCAACAGUGGAGUCAUUACAACUGCCAAGUCUUUGGACAGGGAAACUAAUGCCGUUCAUAACAUUACAGUCUUGGCAAUGGAGAGUCAGAAUCCAGUACAGAUUGGGAGAGGAUAUGUAGCCAUAACUAUCCUUGACAUCAAUGACAAUGCCCCUGAGUUUGCCAUGGAGUAUGAGACAACUGUCUGUGAAAAUGCUCAACCUGGCCAGAUCAUCCAGAAAAUCAGUGCCAUUGAUAAAGAUGACCCACCAAAUGGUCAUCAGUUCUACUUCAGUUUAACAGCAGAAGCAGCAAAUAACCAUAAUUUUACGCUUCAGGACAACAAAGAUAACACUGCAACUGUAUUAACGAGAAGAAAUGGUUUCCGGAGACAAGAACAGUCUGUUUUCUAUUUACCAAUAUUCAUUGUGGACAGCGGAUCACCUUCACUUAGUAGCACUAAUACUCUCACCAUAAGAGUCUGUGAUUGUGAUGCAGAUGGUAUUGCUCAGACAUGUAAUGCAGAGGCAUACAUCUUGCCUGCAGGACUUAGCACUGGAGCCCUGAUAGCAAUAUUGGCUUGUGUUUUAACACUGCUAGUUCUUGUCUUGCUGAUUGUCACCAUGAGGCGACGGAAAAAAGAACCCCUCAUUUUUGAUGAAGAGAGAGAUAUCAGAGAAAAUAUCGUCAGAUAUGAUGAUGAGGGUGGUGGAGAAGAAGACACUGAGGCUUUUGACAUGGCUGCCUUAAGAAACCUCAACAUCAUCCGAGACACCAAGACCAGGAGGGAUGUGACACCUGAGAUUCAGUUCUUGAGCAGACCGACUUUUAAAAGCAUCCCAGAUAAUGUAAUUUUUAGAGAAUUUAUCUGGGAGAGACUAAAAGAAGCUGACGUGGACCCUUGUGCACCACCCUAUGACUCCCUGCAGACAUAUGCAUUUGAGGGGAAUGGCUCGGUGGCAGAGUCUCUCAGCUCAUUAGAUUCGAUAAGCUCAAACUCUGACCAGAACUAUGAUUACCUCAGUGACUGGGGCCCUCGCUUUAAAAGGCUUGCAGAUAUGUAUGGGAGUGGUCCAGACUGCUUAUACUCAUAGCCUUGGAAUCUUUCUCUGAAAAUGCACUGAGGAAUACUAAAACAAAAUAUCUCAACCUUACAGACAGAAAAAAAGUUGUAAAUACUUCUCCAUUUUUAAUUUUUUAGGUUAUUUUUUUGCCUUGGUGGAGCAUACUUUCAUUAGACUUGUCCUAGAGACUGCACUGACCACAAAGUAUAUGAGCAUUUGAUAUCAUUUUUAAUAAAAUGAAAUGCUCAGACACAUUCAAAUAGAUAGCAACCCUUAGAUACCUGCAGAGGUAACUCACUUUCAAGAAUAUGCUAUGCAUGGUAACCUCAAUGAGUCAAGGCAGAUGCCUUGACAGUAUUGCUAUGUCUAGAACACAAAGUCGAUGGUAUAUGUAUUAAAAGCAUGAAAUUUUUUAAAAAUUACAUAUUCCACUACAUUACAAUAUACAGGAUUUGCAAAUGAAAACUUUCUAAAAAAUUUUCAUUACAAUGUUGUAUACAGAUUCCUAAGAUAAAUGCAGAAAACAGACAUGAAAACAAACAAAAAUUCAGAUCAUUUUUUAUUUGUCCCCGUUUUUUUUCAAAUCAAUUUAGUGGGGAAUCUCUGUAAAUUUUGGGGUAGUUUUAUGAAAAAUAAAAUUGCAAUUUAUUUUAAGAAAUUCUGAAUUUGUCAACAUACUGGCGUAUUUUAUAAGCCACAUAAAAUGAGAAAUAUGGAGGGAUGUCCUUAAGGUUGAAAAGUUUUGUGAUGCUCAUGUAGGUAUAUUUAAGGUGUUGCUAUCUAUUUGUUAUUUUUUAUUAUCUCUUCUGAUUUGUACAGGAGAAUUUAACCUUUUUUAUUAUUAUUUGACGUAAAGCAUUAUAUUUAUUUUGGAGCUCUAAUCUCCACUAAAUCCAGGUCCAUUUUACUGCCUCAGAGUAUUAGACUUGUCAGAACAUGCUGAUUUUUCUCCAGUCUCAGAUAAAUGUAGGAAAUGAAGCAUGGAAAUGGAGAAAUUACAGUAAAGAAAUUGAGCCCACCAUUCAUCUCUCAGAAAGGAGAGCAGCUACAAGGACAUGCAGUUGUUCUUCUGAGCCAUUACAAAGUCUGAGACAUUUAAAUAAAAUAUUUGUAUUUUGCAUUUUUGGAAAGAAGACUACAGAGGUUGCUGGGAGUGGUAUUAAAGCAAGAUUUAAUUUCAAGGUCAAACGUCCUAUAUGCUUCAAAGACUGCUUUUCUCCCUCUCUUUAUCUUUUGCUGAUGAUGAAUCACAGUAAAAGACUUUUAAAUUUCUUUCUUAUGUUAAGUAAUGUAAUACUAUUAACUCCAGAAGCCACCUCUAGAUCUUACUGCACACAUGUAUUUUCCCCAAAAGUGUUGUCUCAGUACACAUAAUUUCUACGCUGUUUCAGGAGUGCCAAAACAGAAGGAUAACUGCUGUUGGUUAAAAUACGGUAUCGUUUUAAGUAGGAUUUCUUAGAAUAAGACAACUUUUUUAUGAUUCUGACUAUUUAUACUUCAUCUUUCAUGAUUUAUUAUUAGAUAAUAAGGCAUAUAUACCAGUAAACUAGUGUUUUUAAGUAUUCUUUCAGAUUGUUUUGUUUUAGGUAAUCUGUAGAUGAAAUCCUAAGUUAGACUCUGCUCCUGCAAAAUCUUUCGCUUAUACCUAACUUGCAAUGAUUUGAUUUGCCAGCAAUUACUGAGAGGUAUUCAGAAUUGUUUGUAGGAUUUUACUUGUGAACAGAAGGUACACCACAGAGAAUGAUGCUCACUCUAAAAGUACUUCUUUCUGAGAGAAAGAUUAUUGUACUAAAAUUCUCAUCUAUGGGUGACACAAGGCUGGGAAAUGGGAAAUCAAGGUUUUGGAAUUUUUGUAUCCCAGCAUUAUCAAUUAAUGUGAAAAUGGCCUUCAGCUUUAUCAGAGAAAAACAAAAUAAUUUUAAUAAUCUGCAACAUAGGUAUUUAAUUUUGAGUUACAUUUUGGUAGACAAUCUUUGAUUCACACAAUUCAGUAGAUUUGCUUCUAGUUGUACUAAAUAUAUAUAUAUAUAUAUAUAUAUAUAUAUACGUAUAUAUAUAUGACAGAUUUUGUAAUGGAACUGAAAGAUAUUGCCCAUGACUUUUCGUCAUACGUGUAAGAUUUUUCAAUAAAAAAUAACAAACCAAAAAAAAGAAAAAAAAAGAAAAAAAAAUGGAGAGUGAUCCAUGUGUUUGUAGUUCAAAGAGAAUGAGAUAUAGUUAAGCAAGCAUUAAAUCAGCAAGUUAUGAAAAGAACAGUUUUAAUUCUUUUUGUUUGUGGGAAGAUAAUUCCUUAAUCUGGAUUGCAAGUCAGCAAUGAUGCUUUUAGCACACAGCACUCAAAGGAGAUUUAUAUCUGGUUUAGAGUAAGCAGCCCAAUUCUCUUGCUUUUCUACUUUAUAUGCCUGGAGGGGGGAAACAAACAAACAAACAAAAACAACAACAAAAAGCAAUGAAAACAAAAAGGUCCUUUGUUACGAAACUAAUUUAUUUUUGUGUAUGUAUGUGCUUUCUGUGGGAAAAAAAUAUGUUUAUGUUUCUGUCUAUUUAACACUAUCCAAACUCAUUAUUAUAUUUGUUUACUGUUGCAGAGUUCUAAAGUAAUCCAACAUUUUAUUUUAUUUUAUUUUACAUUAACUAUGCUUACCUAUUACCAUAUUAUUGCAGUAAGAGAGAAAUUCCACAUAUUUGGUGACAGAUGUUACUAUACUACAUACAUAUGGCAUACAAAACACAUUCACUACAUACUGCUCUCUUUAACUUACCUCAUAUAUGAGUUUUCAUGGGUCAUAUUCUGAUUCAAAUUCUUCUUUUACUGUUAUUUGUGAUAGUGUGAUGUUAUAAAUCAUAUUUUACUGAACAAACAAUGGAAAAUAUAAGAAAUACAUUUUCUAUCCAAGAAUAAUUUCAGAAUUAUUUGAGCUAAUUAAUUAGAAAAACUAUUUUAAAAGAAUUUCCAUUUUAUUUAUUAGCUGAUCUUUCUAAAAAUUCCAGUAUGACCUUCAGGUCACAAUUCUUACUUAGAAAUCCCUCAAACUUUGCAUCAACUCCUAACACACAGUGAAAUGCCAUUGUCUGUUUCCUUCUCCUUUAUAACAACUGAAAGGUCUUUUUUAAAUUGAGAUUUCAAGACCCAUUUAAAAGUUUAUAGCUUUAAGAGAGCUACUAAAAAUAUUACGCUGUUAAGAGUUAAGGCAAGACAGCUUUGACCUGUGUAAAAUCUAUGAAAUUCAAAAGAGCUAAAUUGUUGUAGGCAGUGGCCAUUCUGAUAUUUUUUAUGUAAAAGAAUGAAUUUAUUAAAUUUAGUAUUUACUGUAUUAAGUUAUAUUCCCAUUCAUCUAUAACACAGGUCUUCCUAAGCCUAAUAAUUUCUGGCUGGGCUAGGCUGACAAUCACUAAAGGAUUUGAGAAAUGUCAAGAUAAUUAUAUGAAAAUUCCCAUUCUCCAAAGUAUUCAAAAAUAAUGUAUUAUUGAUUCUUAUUUGCAUGUUGUUCUUUACAUUGUUUUAAAGGUAGAUGUGACUGUCAUUCAUAGGAAUUUCUCUUAAAAUUCAAGAUGUCCUUAUUAUUAUUUUAUCCUAUUAACUCUACAUCAUCAGCAUACAUCAGUAACAAAAUAUUUCCCAUCCUUCUUAUUUUUCUUUUUCUUUCUUCCUCUCCCUUCACUUUCCUUCCCUCUUCUCUCAGUAGUAUUUACACACUUAGCUUAGAUUUUAGAAUUGUUGAGGUUCUUUACUGAGCAAUUUCAGCAUUAGUAAUUAUAAUGUGUUCUUGAGGCAUGGAAGAAGAGGGAAAACUUAUAAACAGUAAAACAUCAUGAAUUCAAAAUGUCUCUAUGUGCACUGACUUUAAUGCAGUAGAUUAACCAUUGCUGUCCCUCAGUGCUCCCUAAUGUAUUCAUAUAUUUUCCUGUCAUCAAGACCAGCUACUCAUUUAUGAACAUGUAUGACAUCUAGCCAGGUAUUAUAGACCAUUUAAGUCUGACAAGAAUGAUCAGUCUGAAUUUUAAUGUCCUCAUGGUAACAUAAUCAUCAAAACAUCCUUUAUUAUUAUCACACUGUCAAAAUUACAUGAAACAUUUACUGAUGCACCUAGAAGCUGUGCGAAAUCCUGAUCAUAUUGAAGUACCAGCAAGAUGACUUCCAAGAGGCAUCAAGAUUUAUACACUGUUAGGAGAGACUGAUAAAUGACCACUGACAGAAUCAAAGCAAGACUGCCAAAUUGGUCAGGGUGCUCUUUCUUUUUGUGCAAUCUCUUACUGUUCUUUCCCUUUUUCGGAGCUGCAAUCCCCUUCUUUUUAUAGUAAUACCUUGGUGGAAUAUUUUUUAAUAGUAUAAGCUAUUUUCUACCAGCUUGGUAUAACCUUCCUGAAGUAAACAGUACCCUUGCUGACAAAGUUCAUUAUCUGAUACCUGUGCACAGCUCUUCCUCCCUAUAAAAAAGGACACAUAGAAUUUCCAUGCUACCAAAAUCAAAUUAUGACACUUCUUUUUAAAAAUGACUUUGUGAUCAUCUGUAGCUUUAUUUAUGUCAACUAUAGAUACAACCAAGAUCUUCCUGUUUCGCAGUCUGUUGCCUUGCUUGUUCUUGAGAUUUUACUAACACAGAAAGGGAAGGUAGAAGAAAAAAAGACAGAAAUUAAGAGCACCUGGUUUUUUUAUUGCUUCAUACAUGACCUAAUUUACCAGAUGCUACUGGAAUAUAAUUUCCUCCAAGGUAAUAAUGUUUCCAUAAAGUGGAAGGAUACCUUCCAAGUACUUGGCCUAGUCUCAUCUUCAUAAAAAAAGAAAUAACUAUUAAGGAGAAAGAUUAAAAAUGUAAGUGGCAAACUUAGUAUGUAGUUUGCUAUUCCUCAAAAGGUUUUUUUCUGUGUUUGUGUGUAAUGAACCCCUGAAUGAAAAUCUCAUAUGACAUCUAAUCUAUUGAUGUGGUUACCAUUUCUAUGUAUGAUAUAUUCUAUGCCUGGAUAUUUGUUCACAUUUUAAUUCCUUUAAAUUUCUAGUAGAUUUUUAUUGUGACAUAUAGAAUACAACUACAGGGAUGAGAAAGUACUGUACAUUUGCUACCAAGGACAAUGUGAAGAUUCAAGCAGUGAAAAAAAUGACUUCUUUUAAGCAGUUUAGUUAAAGAUAAACAUUUUGUGUCCCCAUUCCUCUUCCUUUCUCCUCUUCUGUCCUCUGUCCCCUGAAAGAUAAUGUAUGACACUUAAGCUUUUGCUAAUAUAUCAUUUUCCUGUUUUCUGUACACAUUCAUUAUCUUUGUAGUAGUCACACAUAGAAGGUAAAAGGAGAACAAGCUAGCGUCAAAGUCAAAGCUCAAGAAUUUGGAAAAAGAUUUAAUAGAUUCCUGUUCUUUACUGCUAUAUGACCUUGAAAAAAUUGUUCUACCUUCAAGGUAGAACUAUGAUUUGUCUUUCAUUGUAACUUAUUAAUGAUAGCAAAACAAAAUAAUAUGAAAAAUUGAUACCUAGAAACAGCUGAUCAUGACAAAUAGAUUAAUAUAUUAUGUAUGACAUCAAGAUUCUUUUUUACUGUGGCUUAACACAGGUCAAUAUACUUUAUUAGUACUUUAACAUUAACACAGAACAUAUCGGUUUAUGCACAAAGAAUUUUCAUGAAAUAAUUUCAAAUAACUGCAAUGAAAAUCUAGGGCUAUUUCAACAUUAAAAAUAGUUUCUUGGAAAUAAAAAGAUAUAAAAAAAAAUCAGAUUUUUUGUCUUUAUGGGUAGAUACACGUACAGAGAAGACAGGAUGGAAACCUUUUAGCGUUUAACAUGCUAUAAUGAAUGUUUAUGUAAAUACAACUGAGAACAACUGAAAGCAAGACAGAUACAGAAGAGGCAUCCUUCAGUGACAGACUUUACUCAAGCUCAUCUUGCCAUUUAUCACCAUUUGUUAAAAAUUGCUUUAUUCUGGUGUGGCCUCUGUGUUCUACAAAACCCAAAAAUUCAAAACCUGAAUAGAUUUCUUGUUUUCUGGUUAACUUGCACUAAUGAAGAGAUAGGGGCAGGGAGGGUUCAGAUUGCAUAUUAGGAAAAAACUACUCUCAGAAAGAAUAGUGAGGCAUUAGAACAGGCUGCCCUGGGAGAUGGUGGUGACAUCAUUCUGGAAGUGUUCAAGAAAAGUGUAGUUGUGGUACUGAGAGUUAGUGGGCAUGGUGGAGAUGAGCUGCUGAUUGGACUUGAUGAUAUUGAUGGUCUUCACCAACCUUAGUAAUUCCCACAUGAGCCUAUGAUUCUAUGAUUCUGUUACCAAAGCUGCAGUUGACUGUCAAUCUGUUAUCUGUUAGCAUAAGCCUGAUGAUGUGCAGAAACCGUGCAAAAGGACAAGGUCUUGCUGCCUGAUUCUACAUCCUUUCCUGUAUGCGUCCAUUGUUUACCUCUUUCUCAAGUUAAUUCAGAGAGAAAAGUUUUAUCUAAUUGAAUUAUUUUUGUAUUGUACUCCAUAUACUCUGUUCCAGAAUCCAGACCUUCAAAACAGAAACAUAAUGUUACUACUACAUUUGCUACUGCUAAUAAUAAUAAUGCCAGGGAAAUGAGAUGUUAGUGGACAUUAGUCAGAAAAAGAGGUUCUCUGCCCAGAUUUGUCACAGCUUUGCUCUGGUUGGUUGAUUCAUCCAUCUUCGGCAUCUGUUGCUAUAGAGCUCUGAGGAGGAAAAGAGUGUUUCCCGUAUUUUUG
Molecule: messenger RNA, 9480 nt
Organism: Lagopus muta (rock ptarmigan)
Lineage: Eukaryota; Metazoa; Chordata; Aves; Galliformes; Phasianidae
Product: cadherin-7
Exons: 12
Coding region: 480-2837 (785 amino acids)
Biological process (GO): cell-cell junction assembly; homophilic cell-cell adhesion; calcium-dependent cell-cell adhesion
Cellular component (GO): plasma membrane; catenin complex; adherens junction
Molecular function (GO): calcium ion binding; cadherin binding
Source: RefSeq, a predicted model, not a curated record